AUGAAAAAAUUUACCCCAGUAACACCCCAAUUAAAUCUAAGUUCUUCACUUUGCAUUCCAGGUACUAAAAUAAACUAUAAAUUAUUAACUAAAAAUAGAACUUUUUUAAAAAAUACUCCAAACUCAACUCCAACUUAUAUUUGGAAUCCAAAAGUUGGAAAUACAUCCAUUGUUGAUGUCAAUUCUAAAGGUGUUAUUGGUAAUAAUAAUUGUGCUGGAUCUGUUGUCAUUGUUCAAGAACCAGACCAAAUUGUUUUUUCAUCAUCUCAAGUAGAGGUCGAAGUUGGUAAAAAAUUAGUACUCUCAACUAAAUUAUUAUCAAAGCAUUUACCAAAAGGAGUUCAUUUCGAAUCUUGCUCAAUUAAUAAUUUAGAAUGGAAAGUUAAAGAUGAUUCCAUUUUCAAAAUUUUACCACAUGAAAAGGUCGACCAACAAAAGAUAUCAAGUGACAUAUGUUCAUCUCGUGAAUUUUUGGCUCUAAAAGAAGGCUCAACUGUUAUUUCAGUUCAAUACAAUGGAAUGAGAGAAGAAAUUCGUAUUUUUGCUUCUCCACCAGCUGAUCAAAUGGAAGUUUUAUUAAGUUUAGGUUCAUCGGCCGAGGUUUCUUUCUGUGGUGGUAAAGAGACAUGGCAUUUAGAACCAAAGAUUUAUUCCAAAUUUAUUUCAUCAGAUAAUAAAGAACAAAACUCACUCUCAAUCACUCCAGGUGAUAAUAAUUCAUUCAAAGUCACUUGUCAAAAACAAUCAAAUGAUCCACAAAAUGUUAUUGUGACUAUUAGAAACAAAAAGAGUAUUAGCAGCCCAUUACCAGAAGCCCAUUCAAUUAAAAUUCCAUUCUUUUGCCGUCAACCAUCAUAUGUUCAUAUUCAAUUUAUAAAAUUACCAAAUGAAGAAGAAGGUAAACAAAAAUCACGUGAAAUCAGUCGUUUAAAUAUUCAUAAUAAUAGUUAUUUACCAUUUAUUGCUAUGAAUUCUAUUGCUAAAUAUGUAAAAGGUAGUACCAAUUAUCCAAUUAUAGUUGCAGGUUCCAUCUUUAUUGCCGCCUUUGCUAUUGGUCUUUAUGUAUAUAAAAAACAUAUGUUAAUUUAUAUAUCAAAUUCUUUAUUAGAAUCAUUUCCAUACUCUUCUUUAGUAUCACCAAAUAUUUCACAAUUUAGUAUUAAUUUAUAA
Molecule: messenger RNA, 1170 nt
Organism: Dictyostelium purpureum
Lineage: Eukaryota; Evosea; Eumycetozoa; Dictyosteliales; Dictyosteliaceae
Exons: 3
Coding region: 1-1170 (389 amino acids)
Cellular component (GO): nuclear pore
Source: RefSeq, a predicted model, not a curated record